Molecule: messenger RNA, 748 nt
Organism: Sardina pilchardus (European sardine)
Lineage: Eukaryota; Metazoa; Chordata; Actinopteri; Clupeiformes; Clupeidae
Exons: 5
Coding region: 80-748 (222 amino acids)
Biological process (GO): regulation of cytokine production; T cell receptor signaling pathway
Cellular component (GO): external side of plasma membrane
Molecular function (GO): signaling receptor binding
Source: RefSeq, a predicted model, not a curated record
CUGAGACCUAUGCUGUGGCUGUCAAAUAUAAGAGAGUUUGCUGGUUACGGUCUUCUUAACUCAUUGGAUUUCCAACAAGAUGACCUGCAUUCUUAUGAUCCUGCUCUUUGCAGCACUCCCUCUCAGCAUGGCCUCCCAGAUCAACACUAUAGUGGGCCAGUCAGUGCUGCUGCCCUGCUUCAUCCCCCCUCUGAAGGACACCCGGGUCUACUGGCAAACACCUGAGGACAGUAAGGGAAACGUUUUGGUGCUCCACUUCAUCAAUAUGGGUGUGGAGGACCUUGAACGCCAGGCUCCUCAGUAUCAGAACCGCACUGCUCUGGACCUCAGUCAGGUGGCUGCUGGAAACCUGAGUCUGGAGCUGAGAAACGUGACAGAGAUGGACAACCAAACCACCAUAUACUGCCUUUGGUCCAGGCCAAAUCAGGAUGCGACAGAAUCCAGCCGCAUCACUCUGACCGUGCUGCAGACGUCUGAUGUUGCAGUCCCUUUCAGUAAUACCUCCCAUAUCAACCCCCCUAUCACGCUGCCAAAGCCUGAUGUUGCACUCCCUCUCAGCAUGGCCUCCCAGAUCAACGCCACAGUGGGCCAGUCAGUGCUGCUGCCCUGCUCCAUCUCCCCUCUGAAGGAUACCCGGGUCUACUGGAAAACAGCUGAGGACACAGUCUCUCUUAGAUCCUUCCAGAUCAACGCCACAGUGGGCCAGUCAGUGCUGCUUCAUCUCCCCUCUGAAGGACAGGUCUACUAG